GAUCGGGACCAUUUCAUGGAUGAGUUCUUUGAACAGGUGGAAGAGAUCCGUGGCUGCAUUGAGAAACUGUCGGAAGAUGUGGAGCAGGUGAAGAAACAGCACAGUGCCAUCCUGGCCGCCCCCAACCCAGAUGAAAAAACCAAACAGGAGCUAGAGGACCUCACUGCAGACAUCAAGAAGACGGCCAACAAGGUUCGAUCCAAGUUGAAAGCGAUCGAGCAAAGCAUUGAACAGGAGGAGGGUCUGAACCGUUCCUCCGCCGACCUGCGCAUCCGUAAGACCCAGCACUCCACACUCUCCAGGAAGUUUGUGGAAGUAAUGACCGAAUAUAACGCGACCCAGUCCAAGUAUCGGGACCGCUGCAAGGACCGGAUCCAGCGGCAGCUGGAGAUCACUGGAAGGACCACAACCAAUGAAGAGCUGGAGGACAUGCUGGAGAGUGGGAAGCUGGCCGUCUUCACAGACGACAUCAAAAUGGACUCGCAGAUGACGAAGCAGGCACUGAAUGAGAUCGAGACGAGGCACAACGAGAUCAUCAAACUGGAAACCAGCAUUCGCGAGCUGCAUGACAUGUUUGUGGACAUGGCUAUGCUUGUGGAAAGCCAGGGUGAGAUGAUUGACCGCAUUGAGUACAACGUGGAACAUUCCGUGGACUAUGUGGAGCGAGCCGUGUCGGACACCAAGAAAGCUGUGAAAUAUCAGAGCAAGGCCCGGAGGAAGAAAAUCAUGAUCAUCAUUUGCUGUGUGGUGCUGGGGGUGGUCUUGGCGUCAUCCAUUGGGGGGACGCUGGGCUUGUAGGCCCCCCCUUUCCUCUCCCAGAGCCCUCCCCCACCACAUCGGGAGCAAUACCCCCACCAUCCCUUUCACUCCAUCCCUUGCUCCGGCCUCACCCCCUAAAACAAACCCAGGCAAUCCCACCCCUUACUCCACCCCCACAGCAGACCCUGGAGUCCCUGGACCUCACCUUGCCAUGGACCACCCCCCUGGCCCCGCACGUAGAUAGCAGCAGGCGUGAUUAUACAUGCACACCAACAUGCAUGCCGCCGGCACAUGCUCAAGACGUGUGGACACCCCAGUGUGUGUGUUCAUGUGUAGAUGUGUGUAGAUGCGCCAAAUCAUCACCCUGCCUUCCACCUCAAGUCUGUGUGUGGUCUGAGCUUCCCCCCUCACCUGGGUUGUUGUGUAGACUGUGGCCAGGUAUAACACAGCAGCCUAUCGUGCCCCACCCUGUCUUCUGUGAAGAGGUAUGUGUGUGUAUGUGUGAGACCACAGAUCUGUGGACGCCCAAUUUGUGUACAUGGAAUUUUGUGUUUUGAGUGUUUGAACCAAAUGCAACAGCAGUUUCUCCACUGGCAGCCCCUCCCCUGUGUUUACUGUACAUGGGGCAAGUUGUGUGUGUACAGAUACUCACACUCACAUUCUCAGAGGAUCCAGGUAGGCCCAGUACACACAGGCCAUGGCAGACACCCCAUGUGACGUAGAACAAAUUUUCCUGGUUUAGUGACCCCAGAGCCGCUAUCUGUCCUGGUGAGGGGGUGCUUUUGUGUGUGUGUGUGUGUGUUGUGAGUCAGGGUGUGUGGAAGCAUUUAUGUGUAAAUGACCUAGCUUGGCCUGUAUAUACAUGUACAUCUCCCUUGAUAGGUGAUUAACGUGUGUCUGUGUGUGUGUGUACAACUCCAGGAUGCACCUGAAGUGUUAAUAGGACUUCUCAGAUGGAUCCCUCCACACUGUGGACUGGACACUGGUUUUGAGUGGGCACAGAAAUUUUAUUUCUAUGCUACCUAGAAUAUGGUUAUGUGUGUGCAUGAGUGUGGGUGUGCGCAUGCGUGUAGGAGCUUUCUACAUAGUGUGUUUCUGCUCCUUGUGAAUUCUACACCCACGUGUUUAUUUAAGGACAUGUACCUUAUCCAGGUUUGUUUAUCCAGAUUUAUUUACCCCACCCUCUCCCCAGAGCUGCUGACCAGUAUCUGGUGUGGCUGCACACACUGCUAUAUCAAUAUUGUGCAACUGAAGCUUACUGCCCUGCAAGGCCUCAGGGCCCCUGUGCGCACAUGCCCAGAUCCUUAUCUUUCUCUGUCUCUGCCCAAGGAUAGGCCUGAACCCAUGAAAGCUGGUGCACCACAGUAUGCUCAUACAUGCCAAGGCUGAGGAGGUCUCAUGAAGGUGGCCACGCCUGGGCACACACUCAUGCUGACAUCAGGAUCUGAGGGUGUGGGUGCAGGAUGUGCCUAUCAGCACAGGAAUGCCUCCUGGAAGGGCUAUUUGUAGGGAUGUUAUUGAUGAGGCGAGAUGCCAAGGGCUGCCCCAGAUGGAUUAAAAGCCAGGGCAUUGCCACUUCCUCACAAACUCACCCCAGACCUGGAGAAGGCCGAUGUUUGUCCCCACUGCCCCAUUGGAUUCUCUGGGCUCUGCUUCAGGGAACUUGGGUUUGGGGAAACAUCAUUUUUGGAUGUCCUAGAGUAACCCAUGUGGCAGCAGCCACUCAGGGUGAAUGAAGUCUCAGGCCCAUCCCCUGUACACCUCUCCUGCUGAAAUGUUGGCAAUGGCUGCUCCCCAGUAGAGGGAGGAUUGAAGGGGACCCACUGGCCCAGGUUCCUGAUGGUGAGGAAAGGGCUAGCUCCUCCCCUGUUGUGUAGACAAUAUAGGCAUGGCUUAUAGGUGUUUGGUGGCCGAUAAAAGGUGCAUGGAAGAGAGGAUAAUGUUAGAAGCCCCCCUCCAUGGCCCAGGAACAUGUAGGUUGAAAACAUAAGUACUUGAAUAUGCCCUGCUGUGGGGUGGGGCAUGCAUGUGCUCAGGGUGAAGGGUCCUACAUCAUGUGAAGUGUGUGUGUGUGUGUGAGAGAGAGAGAGAGAGGCCAUGAAGAAGUGACCCCCCAAAACACAAUACCCCUUCCACCCUGACCCCAGACCAGAUAGUCAAUCUCUCCCCUGCCUGGCUGUGUGGGCCCUGUCCACUUUGGCCUGUAUGCAUGUCAGUGUGGCCACAUGUAUGUAAGCCCCAGGUCAGCUGUCCUGAGGAGGGAAGCCUUGCCUAUCCAUUCUCUGAAUGUCCUGCUGCAGGACAGGAAGUCUGUCCCGGAGUCUGGCCUCCACCUUCCUCCUCCAAUCUCAGGCUUCUUUGGAGACAUCAGAGUAGGCCCCAUCACCCAGCCCCCUUCUUCCUUCCUGCUGCCCAGACAGGACCCCCUUUCAGCCCAGGUGUUUCCGAAAGUCUCAUGGCCUUGGGGCCACAAGAGAAGAGUGCAGCCAUGGCUAGAGUGCUAUUGCCUCUGUCAGUGGUAUCAAGCCCACAGCUGCCCAUUUCUGGGCCUCAGGUGGACCAGGGGAUCCCUGAGGAUCUGCUGUGCCCCAACUUUCUACAAGUCCCACACGUCAUAUGAUGUGUUUGCUUAUUGGCUGCUGUCUCUGUGUAUGUCCUGGAGUGCCAUCUGGGGGCUGGUGUCUUUUGCAUGCUCUCAGACAAAUGUGUUUUGCCCACCUUCCAUGCACCUAACAACUGUCAUGCCCAAGUGUGCCCCAUGGGUGGUCCUGGGCCUGGCCAGGGCUCAACGCUUCCCCUUCCCUUUUCCCUGUCCCUGCCUCUCAGCAAGCACACUGCGUGUCCAUCCCAUGUACCCGUGGGUUGAUGCACGCUCUUGCCACGCCUUGAGCGUGUAUACAUGAUGUGUUCUAUGCAUUCACCCUGCCCCCUCAGCCUGCCCCGCAGAGGACAAGAUGGGUGGCCCCCGGCUCCCUUCUCUCCCCACCCACCACCUGCCCGCUGUGCAGCCGUGUGCGUUGGCGUGUGUUUCUGUGUCGCUGGCGUGUCACGUGAUGUAGCUGUGUUUGCUGACUUGAGCCCCUGCCCCCUUCUCUGUUUCUCCGUUGGUUUCUAGAGCUCUCUCCUCCCAUUCCCCGGAGGGGACAGGACUUCUGGGGCCUGGCUGGGGGCCCAGAGCCAGGCCACCCUCUCCUGUUAGCCCUCAGAGCCCCAUUUCUCUCUAUUGGUGAUCAAGUUGCAAAUGGAUAAAACACAGGAAAAUUCUGGCCCCAUCCCCAGCCCUGCAUGUCCUGUCCCCAGAACCCCCUACCCUCACCCCGGGCCGGGUCGGGCCCCGUGGGAUGGGAGAAAUAGCAACCAAUCCAACAGCG
Otolemur garnettii (small-eared galago) is the source of this 4130-nucleotide messenger RNA. It is a transcript of the gene STX1B, whose product is annotated as syntaxin 1B. Gene Ontology annotation, cellular component: plasma membrane; SNARE complex; endomembrane system. The transcript is spliced from 9 exons. Gene Ontology annotation, biological process: exocytic insertion of neurotransmitter receptor to postsynaptic membrane; intracellular protein transport; vesicle fusion. Bases 16 to 798 code for a protein of 260 amino acids. The record is from RefSeq and is a predicted model, not a curated record. NCBI's taxonomy places the organism in Eukaryota, Metazoa, Chordata, Mammalia, Primates, Galagidae. Gene Ontology annotation, molecular function: SNARE binding; SNAP receptor activity.